Messenger RNA from Lingula anatina, 5072 nucleotides. RefSeq names its product guanylate-binding protein 1. Gene Ontology annotation, molecular function: GTP binding; GTPase activity. NCBI's taxonomy places the organism in Eukaryota, Metazoa, Brachiopoda, Lingulata, Lingulida, Lingulidae. The record is from RefSeq and is a predicted model, not a curated record.
UGUGUAAACAUUGAACAUCAAUAUGGCGUCCGGGUUUUUUAGUAGCUAAAAACCAGGUGUCUAUAUGUAGCAAUGGGAAUUCCGCACAGACCAAAGGUGAAAAUAGAAGUGGGGAUUUUUCCUGUUUCUUACAUCUACGGUAUUUAAGCGGGCGCAUGAGCUUUUGACACCCUCAGAUCGUGGUUGUGAAUGCAGGGAAAGAUCUCAGUGCAUGUAAAUGCGGUCAGAGCGACGUUCUUAUUUCAACCAGUCCAUCGUCUCUAAGGAAGUACCAUAACAUUGUAGAGUGUUCAUCAAAAGUGAAACUAGCAAGCAAUUGUGAGGCAUCACGAGAUUAGAAGAGAGCUUACCUACCUAAAAUAAAAUGGCAGACAGGAAACCACAGGCACGUUUCGUUAUGGACAAACCUCUGCCCUUGAUCACAGCAUGUGGUGACGGACGCAAGUUUACCAUCAACGAAGAAGCUAAAAAGUGCCUGCUGAACAUAGACAAACCAAUGUCCGUAGUCGCCAUCGUCGGCAAAUACCGCACGGGCAAGUCGUAUCUGAUGAACAGGCUUUACGGCAAGAACUCUGGAUUCGACCUGGGCAGCACGGUCCAGUCUAAAACCAAGGGGAUCUGGAUCUGGGCCCGGCCCCACCCCAGGGAUAGCAACAGGUAUAUGUUGCUGAUUGACACCGAGGGCCUCUAUGACGUGGAAAAGGGGGACUCAACCUACGACACUCAACUUUUCACUUUGGCUGUUCUCCUUUGCAACUGCUUCGUCUACAACAGUCAAGGAACUAUAGAUGACGAUGCCAUAAGAAAACUACACUUAGUGGCAGAAUUGACAGAGCAUAUUAAAGUCCAAGCCGGCAACAAGGAGGAGACAGGAGAAUCAUUCAGCAAGUACUUUCCACAAUUCAUAUGGGCUGUACGCGACUUCGCCCUUCAGCUUGAAAUCGACGGAAGAGCAUGCACUUCUGACGAAUACCUUGAGCACGCUUUGCAGCUAAAAAAGGGCAAGAGCAGAGCCGUUUUUGACUUCAACGCCCCUAGGGAGUGCAUCCGGACGUUCUUUCCCCAAAGAAAGUGCUUCGUUCUCCAGAAACCAGUCGAGGAUGAGGCGUUGCUCCAUCGCUUGGACCAAGCCAACGAUGGCGAUAUUAGGCCAGGGUUUCUGAGAGAGGCUCAGAGGUUUUGUGAGGCGGUCUGGACUGGCGUGGAUGGUUUUACAGUACAGGGGAAUACAAUAAACGGUAGAAGGUACGUGGCCUUGGCAGAAACAUACGUACAAGCCAUCAACUCUGGUGCCGUGCCAUGUAUUGGUACCGCAGUGGAGACCAUGAUGCAGGUGGAGUGCCAGAGGGCCUUAGAGGAGAGUGUGAAACACUACAGAAAAACAAUGGAGAAGACCACUGUACCGAACAUGCCUCUUUUUCUGCAUGAGUUAUCAAGCCUCCACGAGCAGGCCAAUGAGGAAGCCCUCCGUGUUUACAAGGGCAUAGCUGUAUUUGACGCUGAGGGGAUUUUUCAUACGAAAUUACAAGAACAACUGCUGUCUAUCUAUGACGAUUUUGUGCAGAAAAACAAAGAAGCUUCAAGGAAAAAGUGCAAAUCUAUUCUGCAAAACGCGUAUGCCGAUAUUGCCAGCAAUAUCCAGGCUGGUCACUAUGCAGUCAAAGGGGGGUACAAGAAGUACCAAGCAGAUUAUCAGAAAGUAAAAGAGAUAUACGCCAACACACAAAGGAAGGGUCCAUGCGCUGACGAGGAACUGGCACGGUUCAAUGAAGCCAAGAUAUGUGAGGGGAAAGCGAUUAUGACUGCUGAUAAGGCGAUGUCACAAAAAGAGAAAGACCUUGCAGAGGCCAGAGAAAAGCAACAACAAGAGGCAUUGAGGUCUAAAUCCCUGGAAGAGCAACAGGUGCAGCUACAACAGCAACUUAUAGACAAGGAGAAGAGCAACCUCGCCAUGAUGCAAAAAGUCCAAGCCGAAUUUGAUGAGAAAAUACGGGCCACUCAGGAGCGACAUGAGGAGGACAUUCGGACUAAAGACGAAGAACACCAGCGCCUCCUACAGGAGGGCCUCCACACUCAGGCAGAACAGCACAAGGAAAUGUUGGAUGAAAUGAGACAGAACCAGAGGGAGCUCCAGGAACAAUAUCAACAGCAGGUUGACAAAAUGAACGAAGAUAUGUUGCGUCAAGAGAACCUUAUUAAAGAAAUCAAGGAAAACCCACCUAAAAGUGGCGGAGGUAUUGUCCGCUCUAUUGGAGAAGUCGUCGGACAGCUAGCAAGGGAACCCGGGUUUACGGAUAAACCAGUACUUUUUAUCGGGACGUCUGAAAAUGGGAAGCUUGAGGUCAGCAAAGAUGCAAUAACAGCUCUGCAAAACAUCGAUAUCCCCGUAAGCGUAAUCAGUGUUACAGGAAAGUAUCGUACGGGAAAGUCCUACUUGAUGAACUUACUGUUCGGCGAGAGCAAUGGCUUUGCCUUAGGGUCCACGAUCCAGUCCAAAACCAAGGGAAUCUGGUUAUGGUACCGCCCGUACCCAGGAGAUUCAAACCGAGGCUUGGUGCUCUUGGACACGGAAGGAUUGUCUGACCCUGAAAAGGGCAAUGAAAACCACGACAACCAGAUAUUUGCGUUAGCCGUGCUUUUGUCAAGUUGCUUGGUGUAUAAUAGUAUGGGUACAAUAAGUGAAGACGCCAUCAGAAGCCUUCAUUUCAUUACAUCACUGACGGAGCACAUCAAGCUUCAGAACACAGCCGACGAGGAAACCGGUGAAAACUUCGACGAUUCUUUCCCCUUCUUUGUUUGGGUAGUCCGUGACUUCGCACUAGAACUUCAGCUUGAUGGUAAACCUUGCACAGAAGAUGAAUAUCUCGAAAGGGCGCUGCAGCUCAAGCCAGGAAAAAGUCGAGCCGUUCGCGACUAUAAUUUUCCCAGAGAAUGCAUCGGUUCGUUUUUCAGCGGCAGGAAGUGCUUUACGCUAUGCAGACCUGUCGAAGAGGAUUCCAAGUUACAGACCUUGGACACCCUGAAUACUGAAGACCUAAAGCCCCAGUUUGUCAAGCAGUCAGAAGACUUCAAAAACUGGAUUUUGGAGCAGAAGAUGCAGAUGAACGUUGGUGGAUGCAUUAUAAGCGGCAGAAGAUUACUUCAGUUAGCCCAGUCCUAUGUUGGCGCCAUCAAUGACGGGGCAGUGCCAUGUGUUCAGAGCGCAGUGACAGUGAUGGGAAGGAACGAAUGUGAACGGGCGAUUGACCUGGCCUCGAACGCAUAUAUGGAAGAGAUGGACAACGCCUUGGGAAAAGCUCUGCCGGUUGACAUCCGGGUUCUCUCUGAGAAACACAAAUCAGCAUCUGACUCCGCUGUGAAGCUGUACCACGCAAAUGCCAUGCUCGACUCUGACGGCCAGUAUUCGCAGAAACUGCAGGAUGCACUGGACAACUGCUACCGGGUAUACACAGAAAAAAAUUGGCAGGCAUCUGUCCAAAAGUGCGACCUCCUUUUAAAAGCCCUUGUACAGGAGUCACUGAAGCCAAAGCUAGAUGAGGCAGCCUUCAGCGUCUCCGGCGGCUAUGAAAAAUACAGGGGAGAGAUAGACACCAUUGUGAUGAAGUUCGAAAGAUCUGAAGGAAAGGGUCCAGCAGCGGAGGAGCUGUUGGCUAAAUUUCUUGCCGAAAAACAAGAUCAAGAAGAGGCCAUUUUAGCUGGAGAUAAGGCAAUGACUAAAAUGGACAGGGAAAAGGCUGAAGUAGAAGAAGAAGCCAAAAGACAAGCUGCUGAUGCCGCCGCAAAGAGCCGCGAAGCAGAGAUGUUGAAACAACAACUACUCGAUGUUGAGAACAGCAUGCAGACCAAUAUGACUAUGCUGAAAGGCGAGUUUGAGAAGAAGCUACAAGAAACCGAGGCCGGUUACAAAGCUUUACUUGCAAAGAGGCAAGCAGAGCACGAGGAGCUUCUGAAGUCUGAACUGAAGACCCAAGCCCAGCUUUUAGAAAAGUCCAUUAAGGAUGUGAAAGAAGAGCACAACAGGACCAAAGAGAACAUGGAGGAAACGAUCUCAACCUUGAAGACCACUAUGGAAAAGAGACAGUCUCAGUUGGCUGAGAUUUCCCAACAACCUAAUGAAGCCGAUGGGACCGGGUCUCGCAUCUUGACUUGGAUGAAAGAAAACCCAGAAACCCUUUUAGAAGCGUGGAAUACGAUAACAUCGUUCGCAAGAAACAAGAGUUCCGCAAGUGGAACUGUGCCAGACAGUGAAGCAGCUAACCAACAAGCCACCCCUACAAUGGCCACGGCAUCUGAACAUCCAGCGGGUGGACAAGUCGAAAAUUUGCAAAGCAGGAUGAACAGCGGUAAUUCUAAAGACCAGUCACCCCCGGGUGCUCGUCCUCCAGCUGGGUCCUUGAACUCCUCCAAAAAUGCGCGCGGCGAUGAAUACACAAAGGGCACUUUCGUUGGUUCUGGGAGCGGUCAACCCCAGGGGGCUAUUGGAAACGACAAGCAACCUCAUAAAGCCAGGUUUCUAUUUGGCCGUGCUGGAUUUCCCCGGGACAGGCCUACUUUAACAAUCCGUGUCUCUCCAUUUGACCAGCUGCUCAUGAGACAGACAUCUGAGGGAUCCAGAAAAAGCUUAUCUGGACAAGGGAACAAACAAAUAAUAGAAGAGAGCGGUAAUGCAGCCAAAUUAAAGGAGAAAGGGAAAGAGACAAAUUCAAAAUCCUCGGAAACAUCAAAGAAAAACCCCCAAGAAGAGUUGGAUUGAUUACAUGAAAAGAAAAAACAAACAAUAAAUUCCAAGAAUGAUACGACGAGAAUUAUGCAGACGCUUAUGGCCACUGAAUUGGUCACGGACCAGCUUUAAACCGCAUGAUACAAUCCACAUUCGAGAUAUAUGUACAGCAUUGAAGAAACAAACAUUUUGAUUUUAAGGUCAUAGCUGUGACUCAAUUGACAAUAAAUGAAAAUUUGACAAAAAUUUCCCGCAUGUCCCGAAUGAAAUGUGCUUAAGCAAGCGAUUUUUUGCAAAAAAUGUCAUUUUAUUUAAAUGGAGAAAGAAGUAUUAUUCAGAUGUAUUUUACAUU